Messenger RNA from Danio rerio (zebrafish), 1233 nucleotides. NCBI's taxonomy places the organism in Eukaryota, Metazoa, Chordata, Actinopteri, Cypriniformes, Danionidae. The record is from RefSeq and is a predicted model, not a curated record.
UAGAUUGUCUGUCUUGCCCUGAAGACUAUUGGUCCAAUGUAAAUAGAACAGAGUGCAUCCAGAAAGUGAUUGAAUUUCUCUCCCAUGAUGCGAUGGGAAUGACCUUGACUGUGAUAGCUGUAGCAGGAGCCUUUCUGACCAUCACUGUGCUGGGGAUAUUUCUGUACAACAAAGGAACCCCUAUAGUCCGUGUGAAUAACUCUGAACUCAGUUUCUUCAUCUUGGUAUCACUGACUUUUUGUUUUCUGUGUGCUUUGAUAUUUAUCGGGGAACCCACAUCCUGGUCCUGUAUGCUUCGGCACACUGCAUUCAGCAUCACCUUCUCACUUUGCAUCUCUUGCAUCUUGGGAAAGACUUUAGUGGUGCUGGCUGCUUUCACAGCGACCCGACCUGGAAACAAUAUAAUGAAAUGGUUGGGCCCUACACAGCAGAGAAUCAUCAUUUUCUGCUGCACUCUCGUUCAGGUGCUCAUAUGUACAGUCUGGCUUGUAGUAUCCCCACCAUUUCCCUAUAGAAACACUAAAUAUCAACAGUCCAAGAUCAUUCUGGAUUGCAGUGUGGGCUCUGAUCUGGCUUUUUGGUGUGUGCUGGGAUAUAUCGGUCUUUUAGCUUGUGUCUGCUUUUUUCUGGCUUUUCUGGCCCGGAAAUUACCAGGUAAUUUUAAUGAGGCCAAAUACAUCACCUUCAGCAUGAUUAUAUUUUGCACUGUAUGGCUAGCUUUUGUGCCUGCAUAUGUCAGUUCGCCUGGUAAGUUUACAACUGCUGUGGAGAUUUUUGCUAUACUAGCUUCUAGUUUCGGCCUGCUUUUCUGCUUGUUUGCUCCAAAAUGUUACAUUAUUUUAGUGAAGCCAGAGAAAAACACCAAGCAACAUUUAAUUGGAAAAGUCACAAAAUGAAUAGUGUUUGUACAGAUUUUCAAAAAAAUUAAAAAUGAUAAAAAUGCUAUAAACAUGAAAUCCAAAUAUUAUCUUCAACUAUGAACUUUUAAAUAUUUUAGGGACAGAGUCAAUAUCCUAUGCAUUUAUUUUUUAUUUUUGUAGUAUUCAAUUUGUUUUUCAAGUUUCAUGAUUCCAACAAGCUUGUCAGAAAUGUUUACGUAAAAUAACAAUAGACAAUGAAGAUGUUAACUGAUCUCUAGGUUAUGUAACCUACACUGUAGCCACUGGUUUUUGCAAUAAAAAAUAAAGUCUAAAUAAAAAAAGUAACAACAAAAUAAACAAAAUAAAGACUGUC